UCGUCCCCAUUGCCGCCGUUUCUGACUUUCUUCCAAGGCAUGCGCACCUCCUACCGGCUACCGCUUACUCUCUCGCAGUAUAAAUAGGCCGGGCGCUCCCGCUCCCGUCGGAUGAGGAGUUCUUGUUCUUAGGCUGAAAGAAGAAGAAGAAAAAUGGCGGCUCAGAAGAGGGUUCUGCUAUUAUGCGGAGACUAUGCGGAAGACUACGAGGUGAUGGUGCCAUUCCAAGCGCUGCAAGCGUAUGGAAUAGCUGUUGAUGCAGUUUGUCCUGGAAAGAAAGCCGGCGAGAUAUGCCGCACCGCCGUUCAAGAGAUUACUGUCCAUCAGACAUAUUGUGAAUGGAGAGGUCAUAACUUCACGCUUAAUGCGACAUUCGAUGAGAUUAAUGUGAGCAAAUAUGAUGCAGUAGUAAUCCCUGGAGGCCGUGCACCAGAGUACCUUGCGAUGAAUGAGUCGGUUUGGAAUGUUGUAUCGAUGUUUUCAGACUCUGGAAAAGUAAUUGCAUCGAUUUGCCAUGGACAGCUGAUUUUGGCAGCUGCAGGAUUGGUGAAAGGUCGCAAAUGCACAGCUUAUCCCACCCUAAAGCCAGCUCUUAUUGCUGCGGGCUGUCACUGGGUUGAAGCAGAGACGUUGGCGAAAUGUGUUGCUGAUGGUAAUCUUGUAACAGGAACCACAUAUCGAGGACAUCCUGAAUAUAUCAGCCUGUUGGUCAAAGCACUUGGAGGGACUGUGACAGGCUCGGAUAAAAAGAUUUUGUUCCUUUGUGGGGAUUACAUGGAGGAUUAUGAGAUAAAGGUUCCAUUUCAAUCUCUCCAAGCUCUUGGUUGCAUGGUUGAUGCAGUCUGCCCUAAUAAAGGUGCAGGCGAAAAGUGUCCAACAGCCAUCCAUGACUUUGAGGGUGACCAGACUUACAGUGAAAAGCCAGGCCAUAAUUUCACUCUUACAGCAUCUUUUGAAGGUUUGGAUGCUUCAUGCUAUGAUGCACUGGUGAUACCUGGAGGGCGUUCCCCAGAGUACCUUGCAUUAAACGAUAAAGUCAUUGCUUUGGUGAAGGAGUUCAUGGCUAAGGGAAAGCCAGUUGCAUCCAUUUGCCAUGGACAGCAGAUCUUAUCUGCUGCUGGAGUUCUUAAGGGGAGGAAAUGCACAGCAUACCCUGCUGUGAAGCUUGAUGUGGUGCUGGCAGGAGCAACAUGGUUGGAGCCCAAACCCAUAGAUCGUUGCUUCACCGAUGGCAAUUUAGUGACAGGUGCAGCUUGGCCUGGGCACCCGGAAUUCAUAUCUCAGCUUAUGGCUUUGCUUGGUAUCAAGGUCACAUUCUAAUUCGUGCGUCAGUGUCAGUCGAUGUUAGUGUACGUCUCUGUACACAAAGACUGAGGUCCUGUACUUUUGAGCGAUUCCUAAAAUUGUUGUCCAUCUUUACGUCUACAAUACUCUACAUACAGCUGGUUAUCUUGCUUGUGUUUUCAAGGAGUUCAGAAUCUAAUUCUAUUCUGUUACAAGUAUCAGUUGCCUC
Elaeis guineensis (African oil palm) is the source of this 1513-nucleotide messenger RNA. Its product is annotated as protein DJ-1 homolog D. Lineage: Eukaryota; Viridiplantae; Streptophyta; Magnoliopsida; Arecales; Arecaceae. The record is from RefSeq and is a predicted model, not a curated record.